AAGUGCUUUUAUAAUGGUAAGCAUUAACAGCUCCAACUGCUCCUAUGAUGACUCCUUUAAGUAUACUUUGUAUGGAUGCAUGUUUAGUAUGGUGUUUGUGCUGGGAUUAUUAUCCAAUUGCGUGGCCAUAUACAUUUUCAUCUGCACGCUCAAGGUUCGAAAUGAAACCACAACUUACAUGAUUAACUUGGCCAUGUCAGACUUGCUCUUUGUUUUCACGUUACCUUUCAGGAUUUUUUACUUCACAACCCAGAAUUGGCCCUUUGGAGAUACACUGUGUAAGAUUUCAGUGAUGCUGUUUUAUACCAACAUGUAUGGAAGUAUUCUGUUCUUAACCUGUAUUAGUGUGGAUCGGUUUCUGGCAAUCCUCUAUCCCUUUAAGUCAAAGACUCUCAGGACCAAACAAAAUGCGAAAAUUGUUUGCAUUAUUGUGUGGUUAACUGUGUUGGGAGGAAGUGCUCCUGCAGUUUUUUUCCAGUCUACUCAUUCUCAGCCAAACAAUACCUCAGAAACCUGCUUUGAAAAAUUUCCAGAAGACACAUGGAAAACGUAUCUCUCAAGGAUUGUCAUUUUCAUUGAAAUAGUGGGAUUUUUUAUUCCUCUGGUUUUAAAUGUAACCUGUUCAAGUUUGGUGCUAAGAACUUUAAAUAAGCCUGUUACUCUAAGUCGAAGCCAAAUAAACAAAACUAAGAUCUUGAGGAUGAUUUUUGUACAUUUGGUCAUCUUCUGUUUCUGUUUUGUGCCCUACAAUAUCAACCUUAUUCUGUAUUCUCUGAUGCGGACACAAACGUUUGUUAACUGCUCUGUGGUGGCAGCAGUGAGGACAAUGUACCCUAUCACUCUGUGCAUUGCUGUUACAAACUGCUGUUUUGACCCUAUCAUUUACUACUUUACAUCAGACACAAUUCAGAACUCAAUAAAAAUGAAAAACUGGUCUGUCAGGAGAAGCGACUCCAGGUUCUCCGAAGCUCCAGGCACAGAGAACUUUGUGCAGCACCAAAUACAGACCUUCAAAACAACGAUCUUGGACAGUGACUCCACGGUAUAAGCUGCUUGAA
Messenger RNA from Elephantulus edwardii (Cape elephant shrew), 1058 nucleotides. RefSeq names its product lysophosphatidic acid receptor 6 (gene LPAR6). The transcript has a single exon. Gene Ontology annotation, molecular function: lysophosphatidic acid receptor activity. Gene Ontology annotation, biological process: positive regulation of Rho protein signal transduction; phospholipase C-activating G protein-coupled receptor signaling pathway. NCBI's taxonomy places the organism in Eukaryota, Metazoa, Chordata, Mammalia, Macroscelidea, Macroscelididae. Gene Ontology annotation, cellular component: membrane. The coding region runs from base 14 to 1048 and encodes 344 amino acids. The record is from RefSeq and is a predicted model, not a curated record.